AUGUGGGGUGCCCGGGCGGCGCGCGCGAUGCGGUGGUGCCGGGGCGCUGCACGGUCCGCCGCCCUGGGCGCCUCCAGGCUGCUGCGCAAAAUGCUCCGCAAGAACAAAAAGAAAUUUUGGUAUGACAGCCCUACCCUGGGAUCUAAAAUGAUAUAUAAACCAACCAAGUUGGACGCCCUAAUGAAAAAUGAGCAGACAAAAACUAGGAGAGAAGAUAACAUACGCUGCAGAGUCUUGAAUGGUCUUAUUCAUAAGGCUAUGUCACAGAUGGUGACUACCUGUGAAGUCAGUCAAGAAUUUUAUGAUCUCAAGCUGGAAAUCUGCAAGGUGUCCCUGUCAUCAAACUUUUCAGCAUGUCGUGUGUACUGGAAUCCUGCUGCUACUAUGGAGAAAGAAAGCUAUGUGGAAAGCGUGCUGCGGAAGAGCGCUCCACGUAUACGGUAUCUUCUGAAGAGUCAGCAAAUUCUAGGAAAUGUACCCCCAAUAAUAUUUAUAAAAGACAAAGAAGCUGCAGCUGUGAAAGAGGUCGAGGACUUAUUGGCAAUUGCUGAUUUUGGACCUCCUGAAGAAGAAGAAGAAAUAUUUGAAAAUGAUUCAAGUAAACCAUUCUCUUCAGCAACUCAAUCUUCAGGGCCACCCAUGCGGUCUAAUCUGUUUGGUAUUGACCAUGAACUGCUCAAUAAACAGAUAAUGGACUAUAAAAGACUGAAAGUGUCAAGACAUAUAGAAAGUAUUCCCUGGACAGAAGAGCAGGAGCAGCAGCUUUCUAAGAUUCAGAAGAAAAUGAAAAAGAGAAAACCAAAGAAUCCUGAUGAUGAUGACAUUACACCACAGAAAUACUUACUGGACAAAUAUGACGCUGAUUACUGGGAUGAUAACACUGAAUCGGUCUCAGACUAUGAGUUGGAGGAAGAGGUAAAGGAAUUGGAGAUGGAUGAUGGCAAACAUUUAAGUCAUCCUGCUGAUAAACUAAAAUGAAGUGAAAAAGCCAUUCCUUUCAAAAUGGAGGAUACCAAUAGCAAAAGAAAAAAGACUGCCAUAGAUACUGAAAGGUUGUUUACCUGUUUACCACUUCCAUAUGUAAGAAAAACAAAAAUGCCAUUUGUGACAUUCUGUUAAGCACCUUUCAAGCUGCUACAGUUGUGGAACUUUGAACAAGAGAGUAGUUUUAUAAUAAAAUACACCAAUUGCAGCACUGAGGUAAAACUUCUUGCAGUUG
Messenger RNA from Manacus vitellinus (golden-collared manakin), 1219 nucleotides. It is a transcript of the gene RBFA, whose product is annotated as ribosome binding factor A. The record is from RefSeq and is a predicted model, not a curated record. Lineage: Eukaryota; Metazoa; Chordata; Aves; Passeriformes; Pipridae. Gene Ontology annotation, biological process: rRNA processing.